AUGGCCGAAACCACGCUCGCUGCCGGCAACUCUACAGCCUCCGCCAUGACUAGCAGCACCUCUUCCUCCACAAACAACACAAACAACUCCUCCUCUUCCACCUCUGCUUCACCCACUCCUCUGUCUCAGGCAAUCUCCAGUGUCAACAUCAAAUCCUUGAUCCUCUACACCCUCUCCAUGGAGUCCAACAAUUAUCACAAGUGGAGGAACCUCAUUCUUCUUGUCCUUGGGCGUUUCCACCUGCGCGCCCAUGUCGAGGAUGGCGAGCCUCAUCAUGAUGACCCUGACUUGGUCACCGAGAACCUGCAAGUUCUCAUGUGGCUCUAUGCCACUAUCGACAAGAGCCUCACUGACAAGGUGAUGGGCGACGACUCCACUGCCUACGGCAUCUGGGAGAAGCUGCGAUCCAUCUUCUACGCCAACAAACCCUCCCGUGCGGUGCAUCUCGAGUUCGAGUUCCAUGGUCUCGUCCAAGGGGAUCUCUUCGUCAGCGUGUACUACCACAAGUUGAAGACACUCGCAGACGCCUUAGCUGAUUGCGACCAGCCUGUUGGUGACUGCACGCUGGUGCACCAGCUCAUUCGUGGCCUCAACCAGAAGUUCCAUGUCCUCAAAACGAUUAUGCCUGUUCUUCCCACCUUCCCCACAUUCAUGUAG
Messenger RNA from Phragmites australis (common reed), 657 nucleotides. RefSeq lists its product as uncharacterized. Lineage: Eukaryota; Viridiplantae; Streptophyta; Magnoliopsida; Poales; Poaceae. The record is from RefSeq and is a predicted model, not a curated record. The transcript has a single exon. The coding region runs from base 1 to 657 and encodes 218 amino acids.